Echinops telfairi (small Madagascar hedgehog) is the source of this 545-nucleotide messenger RNA. It is a transcript of the gene THSD8, whose product is annotated as thrombospondin type 1 domain containing 8. NCBI's taxonomy places the organism in Eukaryota, Metazoa, Chordata, Mammalia, Afrosoricida, Tenrecidae. Bases 109 to 450 code for a protein of 113 amino acids. The transcript is spliced from 3 exons. The record is from RefSeq and is a predicted model, not a curated record.
GCAGCCGCGGGCCACGACCGCCAUGCAAGCCGGCCCCCGGGAGUGCGAGCGCUUGGGGCUCUCUCAGGGCCAAGGUCAGGAGCGCGCGGCGAGCGGUUGGAGUCCGGCAUGGCCCGGAGCCCGGCGGCGCUGCUGCUCCUGCCUCUGAUGCUCCGGAUGGUAGCGACGUCCGGCCAGGACUCCUUCGAGUACCAGUACUUCGGCGAGUUCGGCGAAGGCGACACCUGGGAGCAGCUGGGGCGGCUGCAACAGGAGAAAGACUCCAUCCUGAGCCCGUGGGGAAAGUGGCGCUGUCUCUGCGGCCUGGGGAAGGAGGAGCGCAGCCGUGAGGUGCUGGGCACGGCACCUGGCCUGGUGUUCAUGGACCGCAAGAACCUGGUGCAGACCAGGCCCUGCCGGAAACACAACUGCCCAUCCUGCAAGCCUAUGGAGUGCAACUGGGGGUCCUAAGCCCAGUUCCUGUGGGCGAGGAUCUGGAGCUCGUUAAAAGGAGGUUGGAAAGAAACCGGGUCCUGAUCGUAAGCGCUUUGAGGUCGAUAUUGAAA